Paramisgurnus dabryanus is the source of this 8160-nucleotide messenger RNA. It is a transcript of the gene kcnt1b, whose product is annotated as potassium sodium-activated channel subfamily T member 1b. The record is from RefSeq and is a predicted model, not a curated record. Gene Ontology annotation, cellular component: plasma membrane. Gene Ontology annotation, molecular function: outward rectifier potassium channel activity; intracellular sodium-activated potassium channel activity. Gene Ontology annotation, biological process: potassium ion transmembrane transport. NCBI's taxonomy places the organism in Eukaryota, Metazoa, Chordata, Actinopteri, Cypriniformes, Cobitidae.
UGACAGCGUCUUUCAUAUUCACCAUCAGCGUAUACAGCUGCGCGUCUCCAUUUCAUCUGGAGCGCAGUAGUGGCGUCCGUCAUGGUAGCGUGCCGAGGCUGUGAGGUCAUUGGAUGCUGAGAGAUUGUGAACUUCUGGAUGGUCGUAUGAUUAAGACAACAUAUGAUCGCGCUUACAUCAAUACAAUCUCGUGGAUGCAAAGUUGAAUGACAAGCGACAUAAGAAACAUAGAUGUAGAUGGCAUUGCGCUCACUGGUGGGCUUCUCUAAGAGGAGGGUUUGGUCAGGGUCGUUAUCCUCCCCUUUAAUGCAAGUAUCCAUGAAGCAGGGAGACAUCAGGAGGACAUUAGCAUCGGGAGUCCCUCGCGGACACUUCUUAGAGGUUUUGCGUAAAGAUGCGCGGCGCUCGGCUCGCCAGCAACACCGUUAUUUACAAUGAUGGGACCGCGCACCCGAUCUCCAGCAGAGCCAAGCAUGACUCCACCACGACGCCCAUCCACCACUCCUGACAGGUUGCCCACAGAGACCGUCCAAAAGAAUAACAGCAGUAAUACUGGCGUUAUUCUUGACAUUUCCACCCUGAAAAUGGCCGAUGUGGAUUCUGAGGUCCCUCCUCUACCUCCACGAUAUCGCUUUAGAGAUCUGCUGCUCGGGGAUCAGUCGUUUCAGAAUGAUGACAGGGUGCAGGUGGAAUUUUAUGUCAAUGAAAACACAUUUAAGGAGAGAUUGAAGCUGUUCUUCAUCAAAAACCAAAGGUCAAGUCUCAGAAUCCGCCUCUUCAACCUUUCCCUGAAGCUCUUAACAUGCCUCCUCUAUAUAAUCAGAGUCUCACUGGAUGACCCGACUACCCAGGUCACUUGUGCACGGAAAAACUGCACGAACAUCUCAGACGCCCUGUGCGGCAAAUCCUGUGCCAACUACCCAUCAAACCUGACUACAGAUCCCAUAGAAAUAAACUGGGACUUAAUAUUCUGGGUAAACAGAAGAGUUCCUGUAUGGGCGAUACAGGUGACAGUGGCCUUAAUAAGCUUCUUGCAAGCAAUGCUCCUGGUGUAUCUCAGCUAUAAGGGGAACAUUUGGGAGCAGAUUUUCCAAAUCACCUUCAUCAUUGAGAUGAUCAAUACAGUGCCAUUCAUAAUUACAAUAUUUUGGCCUCCACUGAGGAACAUAUUUGUUCCUGUGUUCCUUAACUGUUGGCUUGCCAAAUCAGCACUUGAAAACAUGAUUAACGAUCUCCACCGUGCCAUUCAACGUACGCAUUCUGCCAUGUUCAACCAAGUCCUUAUUCUGAUCUGUACGCUGCUGUGUUUGGUCUUUACCGGGGCUUGUGGGAUUCAACACCUGGAGCGGGCAGGGAAGAAUCUCACGCUCUUUGAUGCUUUAUAUUUCUGCAUUGUCACUUUCUCAACUGUUGGCUAUGGAGAUGUGACGCCCAAAAUCUGGCCGUCUCAGUUGCUGGUGGUCAUUUUGAUCUGUGUGGCACUGGUGGUGCUGCCGCUGCAGUUUGAGGAGUUGGCGUACUUGUGGAUGGAGAGACAGAAAUCAGGGGGGAACUACAGCCGACAUCGAGCUCAAACAGAGAAACAUGUGGUUCUCUGUGUCACUUCUCUCAAAAUAGACCUGCUUAUGGAUUUCCUCAAUGAGUUUUAUGCCCACCCUAGACUGCAGGAUUAUUAUGUGGUGAUACUCUGUCCCACUGAGAUGGACAUCCAGGUACGGCGGAUCCUCCAGAUCCCACUGUGGUCCCAAAGAGUGAUCUAUCUCCAGGGUUCUGCUCUAAAGGAUCAGGAUCUGAUGAGAGCCAAGAUGGAUGAUGCAGAAGCGUGCUUCAUACUCAGCAGCCGAAAUGAAGUGGACCGAACGGCAGCUGAUCAUCAGACCAUUUUGAGAGCGUGGGCUGUAAAGGACUUUGCACCAAACUGUCCUCUCUAUGUUCAGAUUCUCAAACCAGAGAACAAAUUUCAUGUCAAAUUUGCAGAUCAUGUGGUGUGUGAAGAAGAGUUCAAAUAUGCGAUGCUGGCUCUAAACUGCGUGUGUCCUGCCACCUCCACAUUGGUGACUCUCUUGGUUCACACAUCUCGUGGACAAGAAGGGCAGACGUCUCCAGAGCCGUGGCAGAGAACGUAUGGCCGUUGCUCGGGCAAUGAAGUUUAUCACAUCCGUCUGAUGGACAGUAAGUUCUUCGGUGAAUAUGAUGGGAAGAGCUUCACUUACGCCUCCUUCCAUGCGCAUAAAAAAUAUGGGGUCUGCUUAAUCGGUACAAAGAGAGAAGACAACAAGAGUAUCCUUCUGAACCCUGGUCCACGCCAUAUCAUGUCUGCCACAGACACCUGCUACUACAUCAACAUCACAAAGGAGGAGAACUCGGCAUUCAUCUUCAAACAGGAAGAGAAGCACAGCAAAGGAAUGACGGUCGCCGGGGUGUAUGACGCACCUUCUCGCCUACCAGUGCAAAGCAUCAUCGCAAGCAUGGGAACUGUGGCCAUUGACCUGCAGAAUCCAGAUCCACCGGCUGACAGAAGUAAGCUAACCCUGCCUACAGAAAAUGGAGCCGGGAGUCGCAGACCCAGCAUCGCACCCGUCCUGGAGAUUGCUGACUCUUCUGCCAUCCUACCCUGUGACCUUCUCAGUGAUCCGUCUGAAGAUGAGACCAACCAAUCAGAUGAGGAGGGAGCACCAUCAUUAGAGUAUAUCAAAGGCUAUCCUCCUAACUCACCAUACAUUGGAAGCUCCCCAACACUUUGCCAUCUUCUACACCAGAAGGCACCAUUUUGUUGCCUACGGCUUGACAAGGGUUGCAGGCAUAACAGUUUUGAGGACGCCAAGGCGUAUGGUUUCAAGAACAAGUUGAUUAUCGUUUCUGCUGAAACAGCUGGAAACGGCUUGUACAACUUCAUCGUUCCGCUCCGAGCGUAUUACAGACCCCGGAAAGAGCUGAAUCCCAUCGUGUUGCUGUUGGAUAAUCCGCCUGAUAAUCAUUUUCUAGAGGCAAUCUGCUGUUUCCCAAUGGUGUACUACAUGGCUGGUACCAUAGACAAUCUGGACAACCUGCUGCAGUGUGGCAUCAUCUAUGCUGAUAACCUGGUGGUGGUGGAUAAGGAGAGCACAAUGAGCGCAGAAGAAGACUACAUGGCUGAUGCUAAAACCAUUGUCAACGUUCAGACCAUGUUCAGGUUGUUUCCGAGUCUCAGCAUCAUCACUGAGCUCACCCAUCCUUCGAAUAUGAGAUUCAUGCAGUUUCGUGCCAAAGACUGCUAUUCACUGGCUCUCUCCAAACUGGAAAAGAUAGAGAGAGAUAAGGGAUCUAAUCUGGCAUUCAUGUUUCGCCUCCCGUUCGCUGCAGGCAGAGUGUUUAGUAUUAGUAUGCUGGAUACUCUCUUAUAUCAAUCUUUUGUAAAGGACUACAUGAUUCUCAUCGCAAGGCUCUUGUUGGGUCUCGACACCACGCCAGGUUCUGGUUAUCUCUGUGCUAUGAAAGUAACAGAAGAGGAUUUAUGGAUCCGGACAUACGGGAGAUUGUUUCAGAAGCUGUGCUCAUCCAGUGCCGAGAUUCCCAUCGGGAUAUACCGCACUGAAUCUCACAUGUUCUCCUCUUCAGAGUCUCAGGUGUCUGUAGAGGAUUGCGAGGAUACGCGAGACCGCGGGGAGACCUGGAAGGAGAAAGCAGCCCACAGAAACUCCACAGGGAGUGACCAAUCAGAGCAUCCGCUCUUGAGGAAGAAGAGCAUGCAGUGGGCGAGACGACUGAGCAGGAAAAACACCAAACCGCCUAGUCGAGCCGAACGCAUCAAUCAACAGCGGCUGAACCUGUACCGCCGAUCCGAGAGACAGGAACUGUCAGAGCUGGUGAAAAACCGAAUGAAACAUCUGGGGCUGCCCACUGUGGGAUACGAGGACGUAGCUAAUUUAACCGCAAGUGAUGUGAUGAACCGUGUAAAUCUAGGAUAUUUGCAAGAUGAAAUGAACGAUAACCAGAACACGUUGUCAUAUGUGCUGAUAAACCCUCCUCCGGACACUAUACUAGAGCUCAAUGAUAUUGUCUACAUCAUUCGCUCCGAUCCGCUGGCACACGUUCCUGAGAAUCUUCCGGGAGCAUCGGCCGAAACGAAACUACGGCAGGCCUAUGGAUCGGAGACAUGUGAUGAGACUCAUCUGUGAUAAGUUCUGUCAUCAGCAUCCCAUCUCCUCCGUCUCGAGCUGCUAAAGCACACCGUCUGCAUGAUCAAUGAUGACCAACCAAACACACAGACGGGACUCGUGUGCCAACACAAACUGCCAUUCAAUGCCGAACGGCUGUAACUCCACGGAUUCCUCUUUUACACAGACUUUUCUGAAUGCGGCUGGCUGUUAACCUUUUUUGUAUUUAAGACUUGGCAGAUCAUGUAAAAGUGAGGUGUUAAUGUUGAGUCACUCUGGACCAAAAGCAAGCACUUUGGAUAAAUAGUGCAGUAUCAGAAAUCAUUAAUGUGCGCAGCUAGCUAUGGACAGAAGAAAGUAAAUACCAUUUGCGUCAGUCGGUUCACCUGAUUGGACCAGAACAGUGAUGUCAGAGCCCUGUAUAACGCAGAUAAUUAGUUUACAUUAGUGCUAUAUAUAGCACAAAGUAAAUAUUUAUUUGUACAUAUAAGUUAAUCACAUAUUAUUUUACAUGCCUCUAAAGUAUUUACAAUGUUUUUGUUGUGAUUUUGUCCUUAAAGCACAAAAAAUGUUAUGUUAUGCUAUUUUAAAACUGCACAUUUUUUGGUGUUAUUGAACAUCUUGUUGAUUUACGGUAAAUCACAAUGGAUUUAAGUUGCAAUUUAGUGUCCGAAAUAGCCAUAUCAUACGCUCAUUCACUAAUUUCUAGAUUAGUUCAGUAGUGUUAGUCCACUUGGAUGAGUUGAUAGAAACGAGUGAGUGGAUUUAGGACACUGACAAUCUUGUGUCAAAACGCGGUUCAUUUGGCACGCGCCUCACAGUCGAGCUGCUAGCUCGGCUGUACACUCGUUAUUGCGGUGUAUUUUUCGGAUUAAACAUGAGAUUCACACUUUUUGCACAUGUGAAAGUGAUGUCUUUUUGUAUAGGUUAACACGGGCAUAAUUUAUAAAAUGCUGCGUAGAAACGAUCUUAAAUUUGCAUGCGUAUGAUUCAUAGAACGUACGUACUCACGCACAGAAAACGCGCGUAUCCCUUAUUUUAGAUUGUGAAAUCUAUGAAUAGCAAAAAAUUAUCUUGAACUUGCAGUUUCAGAUCUCCGCCUUUAAACGAUCCCCAAUUAAUGUCAUCAUCGACAUAUAAAAUAGCACCUGUCAAUGUUCAAAUCCUUUUCGGGCAGCAAAAAUGGCUUAAACUUCGAAAUAACGUUUUUAUAAAUGUGAACCCCAGUAUUGAAUGGAUGUUCAGAUGUUACUGACGAGCUGCUAAAUGCUGUUUUACAAUAUAUAAGAUCAGCACUGAAACAAUAUUAAACUCAUAAAUUGUGAAUUGAGCGUGCAUUAGUUAUAAAAUAUUUGUAUUCAUGUAAUGUACACUUAACGACUGCUGUCCUUUUUUAGUUCCCUAGGAGUUUUAGCUGUUUUUAUUUUGCUAUAUCAACAGUAUAUUUAAUCAUAUUUUUGUAUUCGUUUCAUAUAAUGUUCUCUUACUGCUCAUUUAAGAACACUAUAGACCCUUUUACAGCUCACGUGAUCAAAUAGCCUGCGCGCGCAUUUGGGCAACAGAAGUGGUGUUAUUCCCCAUUGGUUCUAACGUGGUAGCAACUCAGAAAGUUUAUUAAAACGGUUUCUCAACAUCAAAAUGUCCCGUUGUUGCGUUUGGUUGCACUAAUAUAAUAUACUAAUAUACGUAUAUAUGUAUCUGGCAACUUUAUUUUUGGCCAUCUGCUAACGUCUUUUAUCCACUCCACUAUAGUACACGGAUCUGGUAGCUGUGUUGAAAAUGUUGAUAAAGUCAAUUUUUUAAAAUAACUUACUGUUUGUGUUGCUUCACUGUUGAUUCUUACGAUGCUUCCGUUGCCUAAAUGCGCGCGCAUACGCUGCUACGUCAUCAUUGUGUACAAACAGUAAAAGGGUCUAUACAGUUUAUUUACAGCAUGGGGUUCCUGCGCCCCUUGGUGGCCAGUGGUGGUAUUACCGGGGGUCCUCCAAAUGUUGUUUGAAUUCAAAAUAAUUUUGGGAAAUAUUUAUUUAUGAUAAGGAAUCAAACAAAAUGCAUGAAUUGGCUAAUAAUAAAAACAAAACUUGAUUAAAAUGAAGGUACAUUUAAAAUGUUAUGUAGUACAGUAUGAGGCUUUGUAAAAUAUAAAUUAUACGAAGGUAACCAUCAUAAGUAUGUAAAUCCAGUCUUAAUUUGAUAAAUGUUCUGGGGGUCAUUGCUCCUCCUUUCUAUCCUGAUUUACAGUAUACAGUUUGUUUGUUUACAAUUAUACAGUUUAUACAACUUAAGUAAUUUAUUUAACUUUGCACUCUCAGCUCUGUUGAAAGAGCGGAACAUUGUAACCCUUUAACUUACACAGGCAAAUCAAAAACAAUUGACAAAUCUGUUAAAAGGUGGCAUGAAAAUAAGUAAUAUAUCUGACUGCUUUAAUUUAUAUUUGCAUCAUGUGUACGGAGAUAUUUUUCAUUGUUUAUGUCUUGUUUUAUAAGUGCAUAUAUAAGGAGUUAAUGUUUAUCAUGUAGUGCUGCUUUUGUUUUCCAAUUGUUUUUAUUGUUUAAAUUAGAGAUUUGUAGGAUACAGCAGAAAACAAGGAAUCCACUGAUGGUAGCUGCUGUAAGGUUUCUGUAAUGCACAGUGAUAUUAAAAGGAAUUGUGCUAGAUAACAAUGAUAUUUAUUUUAUAAUAGUACAGCAUUAUAUGUAUAUUUUAUGUAUCACGUUAAGCUGUUUCCGGGGUUUUAUUUUCAUGCCAGCUGCCUUGGGAAUGUUUCUGAUUCAGUGUUGUCCCAAUUUCCCAGCCCCAAUUUGAUAAGAAUUUGCAUGCUAAAAAUGUCAGCCUGCAGAUUUCUUCUCUUUUAUACUACAGUUCCCUACUAUUUAAAUACAUAUAUAUUUAUUAGCUGAUCUCAGCUGUUGUACUUUACAAGUGUUACAAAAAGUAGUUUUUUCUCCAGUAGUUACAGAAAACACGGACCAUGCAUGUCCUAAUCUUGCCAAAUGUGUCAAAAACCCAUGUUUACAUUUGCUGGCUCCUGUUUUUUGAAUUGUGCUGAAUAAUACACAAACUUAUACAUUUUGUACAAUAUCUGUACGAACAUUGAAUGAAACAACAAAUGCUGCAUGCAGCCAGAAACAAUGUGGCAGUAUUUGAACACCAAGUACUAUGAUAUUUUGUUUAUUAAUCUUAAUAUGGUCAUAUUAAAUGUUUUAUUUUCUAAUUACAAGAUCAAGAUGUUUUAACAUAACAAUAGAUGAUUUAUUUGAAUGAUUGCUUGUUGCUUUCAUUUUAAAGGUCAGCAUCAACAUCAUGUCCCUUUCAGGCAUGCAAGAUUUAAAGGGGCGGUGAAUUUGUCGAUUUUAUUGUUUUAUACUGUUGCCUGAUGUCUACUUCUGAUGUCCGCGUGGUUUUUACAUUCAAAAACAUCAAAAACAAUAAGUAAUAGGCUAUUUUGUAACAUAGAUUAGUGGCUGUCUGGAGAAAUGGUUCGUUUGAAGGGGCGGGCCGCAUUGAAGACCUGGACGUAAACACCCACUGCUAUGAUUGGACGGCUUCAUUCCCCGUCAUUACAUGUGGGGAAAUGUUUUAAAAACAUUAAUGUGAUAAAAAUAGCAGCCGAACACAAAUAUGUUUGAGCCACAAAAGAUUCUGGGUGCUAAAUAUGAUACACAUAAAUGACAAUACGUAUAUUAAAGUAGAAACAAAACUCGACGUGACUAAAUUACCGUAUACAACACAGUAAGCGCGCAUCAGAAUCUAAACUGUGGCUAAUAAAUCCUUAUCAAUAACUUUGUAUAAUUCGAUUGUGCUUGUGAGGUUGCUUUUACAUUCACGUAAUGUUAAAUACCACAGUUAUAUGAUAAAAAAUAAGCUUUGUUGAGUGUUUGACCUUUCAAACGUAACUCGCCUAAAUUACCGUAUACAACACAGUAAACGGGCAUCAGAAUCUAAACUGCGGCUCAUAAAUCCUUCUUUAUCAAUAACACUGUAUAUUUCUACAGUUAAAUUACAGUCGUGUUGUUAAGUGGUG